This is a messenger RNA of Lichtheimia ornata, 2016 nucleotides long. RefSeq lists its product as uncharacterized. The coding region runs from base 1 to 2016 and encodes 671 amino acids. Lineage: Eukaryota; Fungi; Mucoromycota; Mucoromycetes; Mucorales; Lichtheimiaceae. The record is from RefSeq and is a predicted model, not a curated record. Gene Ontology annotation, molecular function: ATP binding; protein serine/threonine kinase activity. Gene Ontology annotation, biological process: intracellular signal transduction; regulation of MAPK cascade; protein phosphorylation. The transcript is spliced from 9 exons. Gene Ontology annotation, cellular component: cytoplasm.
AUGACCGAAAUCAUCAAGGACGGCUACCUAUCUGUCAAGGAAGAAGGUCUACGGGCUUGGAUUUGGUCCAAACGCUUUUGUGUUCUUCGAGACCAAGCAUUGACCUUCCAUCGAAACGAGCAAUCCGGGCAGUGUGUAGCGUUAAUCUUCCUGAAAGAGAUCAAUUCGGUGACACGGACAGAGCUCAAGCCUUAUUGUUUCGAGAUUGCCGUCAAGGACAAGACAUAUUACAUUGCAUGCAAGAACGAUGAUGAGCUUUAUUCAUGGAUGGAUGAGAUUUACAACAGAUCUCCGCUAGGCGUCUCAGGUCCGACAAACUUUGUCCAUCAGAUGCAUGUUGGCUUUGAUCCACAUACUGGUGCCUUUACGGGUAUGCCAGAUCAAUGGACUAAACUGCUCAAGGGAUCAGCCAUUACAGCAGAAGAUGCAGCCAAGAAUCCUCAAGCUGUGUUGGAUGUAUUGGAGUUUUACACUGAACAAACCAAGCGUGAAGCAGAAGAAUAUGGUUCCUCUCAUCUUCAAGGUGCCGUCGAGCGUAGAAGUGAUGAUCGAUGGGCUGCUUUAUUACAAGAAUCCAAAAAGUCUGCUGCCUCUGCUGCUGGUCGUGUUCCACCACCUCGUCCACCACCACCACCACCGAUGGCAGGAGGUUUACCUGAUGUGGAUGUGAAUGAGAUGAUGGAUGAGCUUAAUAUUCGCAACAACGAUCGAACCAAGCAACAUCAUCAAGCACCUCCAUCCAAGUUGGCACCUGUGUCUCGUGACGAUCGUGCUCCGCCAUCACCUGGUUUAUAUCCUCAUUCCCCGCGAGAUCCAUCAGUCUCACCACGUAUCAAGCCUACAAGCCCUCGACCAGAACCAUCCAAAUCUUAUGGCACUUCUCAACCAAGAAGAAAUCCUGAUGCUGAACGUGAGGAACGUGAACGUCGUGAACGUGAAAGACAACGACGAGAACGCGAAAAGGAGCGUGAACGACAAUUGCAACGAGAACGUGAGCGCGAGAAGGAACGUGAAAGAGAGCGUGAGCGUGAGCGUGAACGUGAGCGUGAGAUUCGUGAACGAGAACGUGAGAAAGCUGCACAACAAGUUUCUACACCCAAAAAGAAGGUUGAGCAACGUAUCAGCACAAUGAGCGAGGCACAAAUCAUGGAGAAGUUGCGUUCUGUCGUCAGCCGUGGUGAUCCCAAUUCUUCUUACAAAAAGCUCAAGCGUGUUGGUCAGGGUGCUUCUGGAUCUGUAUACGUUGCUUUAUCGCAUGCCACCAAUACCAAGGUCGCUAUCAAGCAAAUGGAUCUUGCCAACCAGCCUCGCAAGGAAUUGAUUGUCAAUGAAAUCCUUGUGAUGAAGGAAUCUCAACACCCCAACAUUGUCAACUUUUUGGAUUCGUAUCUUGUGGGCGUUAAGGAUCUGUGGGUGAUCAUGGAAUACAUGGAAGGUGGUGCCCUGACAGAUGUGAUCGACAACAACACGAUGACGGAGCAACAAAUCGCCACUGUGUGUUUGGAGACAUCAGCUGGUUUGCAUCAUCUUCAUUCGCAAAACAUCAUUCACAGAGAUAUCAAAUCGGACAACAUCCUCCUCAAUUUCCAAGGCAAAGUCAAGAUCAGUGAUUUCGGUUUCUGUGCCAAGUUGACUGAAUCAAAGAGCAAGCGUGCUACGAUGGUUGGUACACCCUAUUGGAUGGCACCUGAGGUCGUGAAACAAAAGGAGUAUGGAGCCAAGGUUGACAUUUGGUCACUGGGUAUCAUGGCGAUCGAAAUGAUUGAGAACGAACCUCCCUAUUUGGAUGAAGAACCUCUCAAGGCCUUGUAUCUCAUCGCUACCAAUGGCACUCCCACUCUAAAGAACCCUGAAAAGCUAUCACGCGAAUUGAAGAGCUUCCUUGCCGUAUGCUUGUGCGUGGAUGUACGAUCGAGAGCAACAGCUGCUGAGCUAUUGGAACACGACUUUUUGAAGAAGGCAGGGCCUUUGGAUAUCCUUGCACCAUUAAUGAAAUUCAAGACAAGCAAACGUUAG